AUCUGCCAUAAAAUAAGAAGAAGUUGCUGUUUGCGGCUGUCCUGCGGUGUCGUUUUUAACUGGGAUUUAAUCGUGUUUAAAGUUCUCUUAAAAGGGUGGCAUACUUUUAUUUGUUAUUAGUCAGAUCUCGUCUUGAAACAAUGAAACGGGUAUUAUGUCAUUGAAUGAGAUUGGUGUGCUAAGCUAACCUUAGUUGCAAUGUUUAUUAAUGAGUUUAAUUUCGCGGUUAGAUUCACGAGUAACGUCUUUCCAUAAUACACUUUACUAAAUACACGUUUAUUUAUUUUCUUUAUUUUUUAUUUGACGUAUACGUGAGCCUGUAACGUUAAGUUAGCAAUAAAAUAACGUUAAAUAACCUUAUAACUUACAUGGUCGGAACUGAAAGCAUCUAGUCUCUGUGGAUAGAGAUCGUCCUCUAGCACGCUGGCUAAUCCACACGUCAGUGGCUGUUUCCUCCCCAAACAAGAGACUGCGUUUAUCCAUACAGUCCUUGAGGAGCUGGACGUAUUUCGACAGAGAAAGGAGCUGAAAAGCAUUCUACUCUUCCCACCUAUCCCGAGCCGACUUCGCUUCCUGAUUCACCAAACAACUGGCAAUCUCCCCGACCUCAGCACCUUCUCUGUGGGUGAGGGCUGCGCCCGCAGAGUCGUAGUGUGCUAUUCCGACCUCAGAUUGCCAGAUGAGGAUCAUAUAUGUAUGAAGAGCAGUUUCCAUGAACAAGCACGCGGUCGGGGCGAGAAAAUGGAGGACGAAUGCAACAGAAGAAGAGCCAAACGGCUAGAAAAGGCUAUUUAUGUUCCUUUAGCUAGGAGACAUAAGGCGAAUCUGGAGGAAUCAUCUGAGGAUACUAGCUCUGACGUUGCUAAGGAAGUUCUUGCUUCCAAUCAGGAGACAGAGGUGGACAGGACUGACCAAUCACUUGCCGAUCAGAACUUUGUGCAGCUUUCAAGGUCCGGGCCCUCCCCGUGGCCUCCAGCCUGGGACGAGACUGUGUCUUUCUUCACGUCUUUAACAUUAGAUGACCAAGCAGAAGAGUAUUGUGCCAACAACACAGACCCACUUCCCACUGAUGCGACCCUCCAACUUCAGCACUUUGAUGAAAGUUUGCUCUCUGAGAUCAAAGCCAAACUCAAGUGCGAGGACAUCACCGUACUGAACACCUGCAAUGAUUUCCCAGCCUAUACAAACAUCUGGCUUGACCCAGAGGAGUUUGGCCACGUCAUUGAGAUCUACAACUUCCCUACCUUUUUUAAAACAGAAGACCUUCUUGAUGCCUUUGCUGAUUAUAGUGAAGGGGGGAUGAAGAUCAAGUGGGUGGAUAACACUCAUGCUCUCGGUAUAUUUUCAAGUCAGUCCGCAGCCACACAGGCACUCUCUCUUAAGCAUCCGAUACUGAAAACCCGUGUGCUACUAGAGGGGAGUCAGAAAGCCAAGUGGAAAGCAGUCAGACGAGCAGAGUUCAUUCAGCCGGUUAAGGAAAGGCCCCGCACGGACACAGCGGUGGCUCGCAGGAUGGUAACCAGAGCACUGGGAUUGAGCAAAGGCUUGAAGAAAUGACCCCAACUGAAGAAAUCUACCCCAGUUCCUGUCUUGUUUUUAUUCGUUCGAAUGACUAAUGUUCUUGACAUCAGCUACUACAUAAUCCAGAAAGGAGAGGAAAAGGAGCAAAGCUUUAUCUUAGCAGCACACGUAGAUGAACAUCUAAAACACAUGAAAUAUGUUGUCUCACAAGUUGUAUCAAAAGUAUUUUUCCCCCAAAUACUUUUUUUUUGUACAUUUGUUUCUCCAUACUAAGUAGUUGAAAAUUAUUUCUGCACUGCGUUUUAAAAUUGUGCGAUACUUCGAACAUGUUUUUUACAUUUUGAUUAAAUACAAAUCGGUGUUUUUAUCGGUGUCAAAUCUUAAAUUGUUUCCACACAUUUUAGCUCUAAAAAUACAUGGGUUGUCAUGUUAACAUAAAAAAAACACCAUCCUCCAAGUAACAAACAUUAAUUGCUUUAGUAUUAGAAAACAAUGCAAUGGUUUGACCAAAUGUGUUGUUCAGUCAUAAACACAGUAUAUUCGGAAACCAUUGAACUGGUCAUAGGUACCCUAGUAAAACAGAGGGUAGAUGCUUCACAGAUUUGCAACAAAUUCUUACAGUUUCACAUUGCAUACACAAAAGUUGAUGAAAUAUAAUCCCAGCCUGAACACAAUAAAUUAUUUGACAUGCUUGAUAAAUUAACCACAAAAAAGUGGCGUUUGGUUCAUGAAACUGCAGACUUUGUGAUACUUUAAGUAUGGAAGUUCCAAUUUUGAACAUUAAAGCACCAGUUUGUAGCCACUACAACAAUUAACUAGCAUUUUUAACACAUAAAUGCAGCAAGUACAGUACGUUUAAAGAAUUUAAAUAGUUUCUGUACAAAGCAAGCUUGAUAUAGCGAGGGCCGUAAAAGGACACAAGAUGUACUUCAACCUAGCGACUGCAUCUAUAUUUUGAGGUGGGUUACAGAGCAGUGGUCUCUACCAAUUGAAGUGCUGGAGUCUCACUAGUGGUCAGUUGUAUUUCAAUAGUCUUGAGUGACAGCCUGCAGCUUCCUCCACUGAGAGCUUUGCCGUUCCUCACUGUCUCCUAUCUGAGGUGCAACUGGUUGCUCAUUCCAGGGUUUUCGUCCAUGUCUGAACUCCGCGAGCCACCUGGAAAAUGGUAGAGGUGGUAUUAUUAUUUACUGGCCAAUAAGAGACUUAUUUAAGAGACAAUAAAAGAUAAAACUGAGAAAAUCAAGUUUUUGUUAAAGUACGUCUGGAUGGGAUUCAGAACGGUGAUCUAACAUAUAUGGAGUUACAUUAGGCAGUUAGGCAGUUUUGAUUAUAUGCUGUUUAAUGUUGGUGAUUGCAUUAUUUUAUAUAUGCAUAUGAUUACAUAUGACAUGUUUAUGCAUCUUCUUCAUUGUUUUGACCAGGAGAUUCUGUACCCUUUCAGAAUAUGUGUAAUACCGCUCCCUACUGUAUAACAGUGAAAACACAGAAACCGGGAAAAUUUUGUCUAUGGCGGGAAAGCGUUGUCACACAAAUGAUGAAAAUUUCCAUCAAUGGCAGGGAAAUUGUUAAACUGUCCUGGUAGACAUUCAAUUCAGUAUUUUUCUAACCAACUCACCUAUAUUACAGUUGUACGUCCAUAUCCUGUAUCCAUCAUAGCGGCACUUGCACUUCAUGACAUUGUUGGUGUAAUCCGACUCGGCUACAUCAUAGUUAGGAUUGAUUACGACCUAUGUGACAGAGUCAUGUUAGUAAGAAAAUAUUUUUUUUAUUUUUAGUUCACUUCAAAUAAACCGGUACCUGGAAAAUAUAGUCUCCUGGUUUCACAUCUGUGAUAUCGAUCCACUGUCUGUAAGUGUCUCAGCAGCCAACGGUGAUGCCCUGUUCACCAAAGUCGGCACAAAGAUACAGUUUCUGAAUACCUGGAUCAACGAAAACAACCAAUUAGAUUUUCGAGCUGAAUAAUAGAGUGGUCCCUUCCUUACCUCCACUUCUGUAGAGCUGUUUAUGACUGAAUAGAACUCGUUUCUCCGGCCCAGAUCCGGCCUACAUCUGGACCGUGUGGAAUCCAAGUGUACCAGAUGUGGGCCGGAUCUGGACCGACACUAUGUUGCUGUCUGGGAUUCUACUCAGAGCAGUUAUUACUGUAACCACGACAUGGUGUGAACGCACCUUUGUACUAGUGUUGAUUAACUUUAGCGUUAUUUGACCAUCUCAUAAGUUCUCACCUUCGUCACAUUGAGUGUCCUCUAGACAGAAACUGGCCUUGUGACCCUCUGCAACCUUGGUGCUGUUCAGACUCAGCAGGUCAUAAUGUGUAAAAACAUCCAUGCUGUGAUAAUGCCUAAACACAGAGACAAAAUACAACAAUAAUUAGAAGUUUUAAACGCCGCCAUAUUGGCAUCAUGUGUUGAAGUCUUUGUGUGUAUCUUUGUCGUUUACUAAGGUGUUUAUGGUCUUGCCUGUGACACUCGUGCCAGGUCCAGGAAUGGUAACCCAUUUUGGUCUGAAGUCAGCUUGGCCGACGUUGUGGAUCUGGGAGGAGAAGCAGAGCAGGCGGUGGUAGGAGCUGUGGUCAUUCUUUUUCGCUGUGCUGGACAGGCAGUUCUCCUCAAGGGCGCACUCUAGAGUGUACAUGAUGUACAUGAUCAAGAAGAUCAGAGAAACUCAAAAUUUCGACCCGGAAAAAAAAAAA
Molecule: messenger RNA, 4213 nt
Organism: Pimephales promelas (fathead minnow)
Lineage: Eukaryota; Metazoa; Chordata; Actinopteri; Cypriniformes; Leuciscidae
Gene: r3hcc1
Product: R3H domain and coiled-coil containing 1
Molecular function (GO): nucleic acid binding
Source: RefSeq, a predicted model, not a curated record